Colletotrichum destructivum is the source of this 2047-nucleotide messenger RNA. Its product is annotated as Putative heterokaryon incompatibility. The transcript has 4 exons. Bases 128 to 2047 code for a protein of 639 amino acids. The record is from RefSeq and is a predicted model, not a curated record. NCBI's taxonomy places the organism in Eukaryota, Fungi, Ascomycota, Sordariomycetes, Glomerellales, Glomerellaceae.
AAUCUGUCCAUCUCCCCCCCCCAAAGCUGUUGCCAUUUCGGCGCUGGCACCAUCCAGGGGCCUCCCUUCGUUGAUCUGUAUUUAUGCUCUCAGAGUCUCCAAUCGUUCUCGGCGACUGAAUUGCGUCAUGGAAUCUUGCGGCACCUGCCGCGAUUUCUUUCGUCUCACAAUCUCUAGCGCGCCGCUCCGUGGGUUUGAUGUCAGCUUUCCAAGAGGGUGCAGUCGGGAUGAGCGACAAAGUGUCAAAGAGUCGGCACAAAACUGCCAAUUAUGCCAUACGAUAUAUCACUUCCUGCAACCUCGUCAUGAAUCUACAUUCGACCUCCCAGAGUCAGACAAUCACCCGUUCGAGAUAAAGGUAUACCCACAAAAGAGCCUCCUGCAUGGUGAAAAGAACCUUUUUUCAAACGUCAGGUUCUUCUAUGAUAUUCAAAACCGCGAUGGCACAGACUACGGCUCAUUCCACACCCUUAAUUUUUCAAUGUGGGCGGAUGAAGGUUCCUCGGGACCUGACUCCAGCACUGGCCCGAUUACAACAGGAACACCGGCCCUUAUGAGUUUCGUUACCCGGCCUCCGAUACUUCGCGAAAGUCCAGGAGAAACGAACGGCCUCGUACGGAAGUUCCUGCACAACUGUCUGGAUCAUCACGAGUCGUGCCGACUCGGCCAGCCACCAGAUGAAGAGUUUGAGCUUCCGUCUCGAGUUCUAUCCAUCAAAGAUGACGCCGGAGGAAUAUCCGUCAAGCUUGUCGAGAACUACGGAUUGAGUGGCAGAUAUUGUGCUUUGAGUCACUGUUGGGGCCCCGAAGACAAGCGGCCACUGCGGACUCUAAAGGCAAACAUCACGGAUCACCUUGCCUCUAUACCUUGGAACAAGCUGCCAGCCACAUUCCAAGAUGCCAUCAUACUGACAAGAGACCUUGGCAUUGAAUAUUUAUGGAUCGAUUCUUUGUGCAUCCUCCAGGAUGACAAGAAGGAUUGGUUCAAUGAAUCGAAGAAAAUGGCAUCGGUUUAUCGGCGAGCCACACUCGUCAUUGCGGCUGUCUCUUCCGAGGACUCCACCCAAGGCCUUUCCAAACCCGAGCGUUCAGAGCCGCUCACGUUCCGCGUCCCGUCUUAUACACAGGAAGGAUCUUCGCAGUCUGGCUACAAUAUUGCAGAAUUCCAAAACGCAUGGGGCAAUAUAGAUGGACCUUUGAGAGAACGGGCCUGGGCGUUCCAAGAGUGGUACCUCGGUCGAAGAAAGGUCUUCUUCACGUCAGAAGGCAUUAAUUGGAAAUGCGAUGAAAUCACAUGCAACGAGCGUGGAAGCAAUACAGACUUGAGGCUGUAUGCAACCUUGUCGUGGGCAGCUUGUCUAGAGGAGUACACCGACAAGCUUCUGACAGUUCCCUCCGAUCGUCUCGUUGCUCUUCUCGGAAUCUCGGCCGAGAUGCAAAAGUCCAGGAACGAUUCUUUCGUGCCUGAAUUCGGGGUUUGGGAAGAUAACCUUGCGGAGCAGCUUCUCUGGAGACCAACAGACAUGAUGCAUGAGAAUUUGCCCGGUCUACCAUCGUGGUGUUGGGCAGCCACUGGGGGGGCGAAAGCCUGGCUGGUAGACGAGCGAGACAGAAUGCCCAACGAGGUUAUGGUGAAAAGUACCGUCAACACCAUCAGCCUGAGAAAGUCCGGUCAUCCUGAUUUUGGAAAUAAUUCCUCCAGCGGCGAAGAAGACUGGUCAACUGAUACUAAGGAUUCUGGUAGCGCCUUCGAAGAAAGUGGCGUUGGAUAUUAUGGAGGUAGUGAUGACGACUCAUUCAUUGAAGAAAGCGAAGAUAGCUACCCGGGUCACACGCAUAGAAACACGGUGAGCUUCACCGCUCCUGCACUUGGUGACGCGUGUGUGGAUAUUUUCAAAGUCGGACGGUCCAAGGAAGUCCACUGGGCGUUGCUUCUCCAGCCAGUUGAUAACACAUUGAAAAAGUUCACGCGAGUCGGAGUGGCUCUUUUAUGGCCGCGAGCUUUAGAGACAGGAGAAGGCGAGGUCACGGAGUUUGAGAUCGUUUGA